AUGAAUCGAUUGCCUUGUCUUCGUCCAAAACAAAGUUUCAAUUCAAUUGAAUAUAAAAUUGAUCAAUCGCAAAUUUCAUUUCUAUUAUCAUCGUCAAUUUCAACAAAAUGUUCUUCAUCUUCACCAACUUUAGUGACAUUUCCAUUAAAUAUCAUUUUGAAAGAUAUUUUAAAAGAAGAACAUGUUCAACAAUUCAUUUCUGAACAUUUUUCUUCAACAAAUGAAAAACCUCUGAAUAAAAUUUAUUUUGAACUUCACGGUAAAAUCUUAAAUGAAAAUUUGGAAUUCAAUUCGAUUAUUGAAAAAGAAGAUUUAUUGUUAUUUGUGAAUAAUUUUCAAUUGAAAUUUCAUCAAAGUGAAAAUGUGGAAUUGGAUUCGAAAAUUGUGAAUCAAUUUCGUGAAAGUUUAAUUCAUCGUCUUCCAAUUCUAAAUGGAUGUCGAAUUCAAACAAAUCAACAUCGAAUUUAUCCAAAUGAAAGUUUAGAUUUACUAUUUGAUACUUUCGAUGGACAAUUAAAUUAUUUAACGAAAUAUUUAUUAUCACAUUUUGGUGAAAGACAUGAAUUCUCGAUUUAUGAUAUUCAAAAACAAAUGAAUAUCAAAGAGAAACAAUGGAAUGAAUGGGAAAUGGGUAUUUAUCGAAUGCAUGGAGAUGAAAAUGGAACGAUUAACAUCGCUUUAGCUUCAGAUUGGGGAGCGGGAACACUCGAAUCAGCACUUGUGGCUCGUGCAAUGGUUAAUGGAUUAGAUUUAACAAUUCCUCAACAAAAUGCAACAAAAGAUUUACCUGAUUAUACAAUUCAUUUAGGUGAUAUUUAUUAUGUUGGUUUACCAAGUGAAAUUCAACAUUGUUGUCUUGGAAGAAAACCUGAAUGGGCUGAUCAAGGUGUUCGAUGGCCAAUUGGAAAAUAUGGAAGUUUUACAAUACCAGGAAAUCAUGAAUUUUAUAGUCGAGGAUUUGGUUAUUAUGAUUAUUUUCUACCAAAUCUUGGAUUAUUUCAUCCUGAGAAUUUAACUGAACCAAUUCAUUCACAAAAAACAUCUUAUUGGCUUUUAGAAAAUGAUCAAUGGAGAAUAAUUGGAUUAGAUACUGGUUAUGAUUCGUUUUCUUUAUUAAAUAUUGAUAAUUCAUCUAUUAAAUUACCUGAUCAAUUAAUGAAUUGGUUAAGAAAUAUUGUUGGUCUUCAUUCACAAAUGAAUGAUAAACGAGGAUUAAUCUUUUUCUCUCAUCAUCAAGUUUUAAGUGCGUGGAAUGAAAAACCAAAUACAGAUUUUCAAUCUCAAAUUGCAUCUUUAUUACCAGAAGGACGAACCAUUUUAUUUUUAUGGGGUCAUGAACAUCGUUUGAGUUUUUAUGAAAAACAAACAAUAAAAACUUCAUCGAAUCAUAGUUUAACAUUUUAUGGUCGUUGUAUUGGAAAUUCAGGUUUUCCAACUUUAGCGAAAGAACUUCCAAAGAAAUCUCGUGAAACCAAAUUAUUAUUUUAUGAUGAUCGACUUUAUCAUUUUCAUAAUAAUUUACUUUUACCUGAUCUUCCUUUAGGUUAUAAUGGAUAUGCAACAAUGAAAUUUAUAAAUACAGAUCAAAUAUCUUUGAUUGUUCAAUAUAAAACAUUAAGUUUAACAAAUGAUGGACAGUUGACACAUGAAAAUCCAACUUUACUUCUUGAAGAACAAUGGUCUGUUGAUACAAAUGGAAAUGUUCUUUUAAAUAAUAUUCAAUCUUUUAAUAAUCAACUUACACGUACUGUUCAUUCAGAUUCAAUUCAACCAAAAACUAAACGACCAACUUGUUGUACAACGCUGUAA
Molecule: messenger RNA, 1809 nt
Organism: Adineta ricciae
Lineage: Eukaryota; Metazoa; Rotifera; Eurotatoria; Adinetida; Adinetidae
Source: the annotation of a GenBank genome assembly